Molecule: messenger RNA, 1950 nt
Organism: Mycena indigotica
Lineage: Eukaryota; Fungi; Basidiomycota; Agaricomycetes; Agaricales; Mycenaceae
Exons: 4
Coding region: 1-1950 (649 amino acids)
Biological process (GO): cell surface receptor signaling pathway
Source: RefSeq, a predicted model, not a curated record
AUGAUCUCGUGGCUGAGUCGGCAUCGCCCUCGACGCCGCAAAGAGAGCGCGCCUAAACCCGAGCCGGCUGUGUCAACAACCCAUUCACCAGCUGUCUUUCGUAGAAAUCCACGAAGGAAAGACACGGAUGCGACUCUGGUGGAUGAUGACUCGUCGGAAUGUUCAUCUCCCCGCUCGUCGCGGUCCUUUUUCGACAAGCGCUCUGCAAGCCCCACGCUUUUCGACAGUCCGCCACCCAGCCCGUUGAACGAUCCCAAAGAGCUCCCCCAUUCCGAUGACCCUACCACAUGGAAGAAACUGGAGCAGCAAUCGCGUUUCUUUGGGCCUGUCACUAUUGGCAAUGAGCCACAAACACCAACUCCCCGUUCCCGACUUGGUAAACUAGCUUCAGCAACAGCCCACUCCAUCGGCGCCGUUCUCCAGGCCUCUGUCGUGAUUGGAGAAGCAUCGAACCUCCCGUACCUCAAGGGUCUGGCCGGAAUCAUCUUACUCGUCUCCAACACCGUUCAGGCGACAGAAGACAACAAGGAGGACUGCAUCCGACUGUCCAAGAUGGUGCUCGACAUCGCAACCAUCGCAGCUCGCGGACUGGAUGCUGAGCAGUACAACCAGGGUCUCCAAAGCGUCGACAGAGCUUGCGACCGAAUACGACAGGCUCUCGAUAGGAGCAGCAAGCGAUCCUACGCGCGACGAUUUCUCGAGUCAAUCAACGAGCGUGAACUGCUAGUACAGUGCGAGAAGGAGCUCCAGCACUGUCUCGAUGUAUUCCAGGUCCGCUUCCACAUAUCUGCGGCCGCGGCUGUGUCGAGGCGAGAGACGCUCGACGAGAAGUUUCUUAAUGAUGUCGAAGAAGUUGUUAGGCCAGUCAAGGACGUGCUCAACGAGCAAUCGGUGUGGGUAGACGAACCGGAAAGCAUCGCAACUGAGUUCGCUCACGAUAGCGCAGACCACAUCCCACCUGCAUCUCAAAUUUUCUACGGCCGUGAUGCGGAAUUGGCUACUCUUCUCGACCUCUUCGCGCCGUCUUCCAAUAACCCGUUCAAGGCGCCGUCUCUCUCGGCCACAAACGCGUUGCUUGGGCAGCCCGGGUCAGGAAAAACGGCGCUGGCGCUCCAGCUUGUUCAUCACCCGCGAAUAGUCGAGCGGUUUGCGCAACGACGGGCUUGGGUCGGAUGCGAAGGCGCUGCAUGUGCCGAGGACAUCGUCAAACGUCUGGCAAAUCAUCUCGGAAUCGACUCUCCUUCGAGAACUGCCGUUUUGAAUAGCCUGGGCCAGGGCGAGCGACCGUGGCUGGUGGUUUUCGACGAUCUCGAUGAUGCAUGGGACACAGAUUCUCCAGAACUGAAGCUCUCCGUCGAAGGGCUUAUCACGGAUAUCUCUACAUUGCCGCAAGUUUCGGUCGUCUUGACGCUAUGCGGGACACAACGGCCACUAGGGCCUGUCUACAGCAAGCCUCCAAUACCGCCGCUAGGCUCCAUUGACGCUUGUUCGGGCAGGGAGCUAUUCUACGAAAUAUCGGGACUCGACGGCGAGCCCCAAACUGACGAGUUGCUGGCGCUAGUCGGCUGCCAUCCAUUUGCGACGACAUUUCUUGCGCAGCAGGCGCAAUUUGAGCCAGUCGACUUCCUACUAGAGCGCUUCCGAGAGACGCCAAUUGUCGACGCCCUCGACACCCGCAUCCGAAAAACGCUCACCUCAUCACGCAUUGGAGAGUGUCCAGCAGCUCUGGAAGUGCUCCGAUUGCUUGUGCGAACCCAGCUCCAAACGGGGCCCGUGAAAAAAGCUGAGCUCGGAAAAGUUGUCGUUGCCGCCGGCCUGAACUUGCCCACCGCAAUGGUCAACAAGUGCCUGAGCGCCUUGCACAAGACGUGUUUGGUCGUCCUCGUCGAUGAGAGCACGGUGAAGGUGCCCGAGAUUGUGUGCAACCAUCUGGAAUGGUCUGCGUCCUGA